Pieris macdunnoughi is the source of this 339-nucleotide messenger RNA. The record is from the annotation of a GenBank genome assembly. NCBI's taxonomy places the organism in Eukaryota, Metazoa, Arthropoda, Insecta, Lepidoptera, Pieridae.
AUGCAACAAAAAAUCAUAUUCGCGUUUCUGUUAUUUGCAAUAAUUGGAUAUUGCGCUGGAGAUUUUCACAUACCAGGUUUACCGAAACCAAAACCUGUUAUUAUACCUAACUGGAAUCCUAAUGCAAGGAUUAAACCUUGGCAAGCGAUAGGUGUUCGCCGUUCACGCAGUGUAGCAGAUUUGAGCCAAGAAGAAAUGUUUGACAGCGUGGUAAGAUUUAAACGUAGCCCAAAGAGCGUGGAAUCCUUCGACGGAUUAGCACUUGAUUCUCGCUCUAUGGAACGCGUAAAGCGCAGCCCCAAGAGUGUGGAAUCCUUUGACAGCCUGGAGCAAUGGUAG